Messenger RNA from Porites evermanni, 6012 nucleotides. The record is from the annotation of a GenBank genome assembly. Lineage: Eukaryota; Metazoa; Cnidaria; Anthozoa; Scleractinia; Poritidae.
GGAAAUGUAGGUUUUGAAUUUCUUGUUGACUCAUCCUCAACACUUCAUUACCCAUCCUUGGGUCUGUCUAAGCCAUGGGAAUCAUACAGACUCCGUGUUCUGUCAUCACCAAUGGCAACAUUACCAUCAGGUGGAGUCACCUCCCUUCCUUAUAUCAACACUGUGACACCAGUGAGUACUGAUGGUGUACCAUUGUAUACCACAAGCACUGAACCAGUCAGUUUGCCUGGGACUGGUGGCUCAGUAUCAGAAGUAAGAUGCCCAUCUGAUCCAAAGGUUAGUAAGUUUUUCUGAAUGCCAGUGUGCAACGAAAGUCAUGUCUUAAAACUUGGGGCUAGUGGAUUUUGUGAUUGGGGCUAGUGAAUUCUGUUCUUAAUUUGCCUGACAGGCAAGGGAAGAUACAUCCUCGGAGACCCAGGGGCAGAUAAAGGGGGCGAGGGAAAGUCUAAACAAUGUCUUACCAGACCAGUUCCAAACGGUCGCCGCGGUUCUGGCUUCUGAUUGGUGCCAGAAAAACUUGUGCCAUAUUUUUCCGCCCGUUUAGACUUUCCCUCGUCCCCACUAUCUGCCCCUGGGUCUCCGAGGAUGGUGAAGAUAUUUGGUGAAAUUGAAAUUAAAAGAUGCUGAGGUAGAUUAUUCAAUCAGUGACAGGGGAGGCUUGAAAGAAGAAACUCAGUACUCCCAUUAGGAGUGGAACCUAUGACCUUGUGGUUAUUAGUUCCGAUGCUCUACUACUAAGCUACAUGAGACUCUUGUGAGCUAAGGCUACUAAUUAUAAACCAGGUUCAUGUGACAAACAUUCCAUACUGCGUGGACUAGAAUGUUGAUAUGUGAUAGAAAUGUGAUGGCGAAUUUGAGGCCUGGUAUAUAUGGUACAGGUCAAAAUUAAAUUCAGGUAAAAGGUUGAUUCUCAAUUUUCCUUGUCUCCUAACCCUAAUUAUUCAUGCAUUAGGGCUAGGAGACAAAGAAAACUGAGAACCAACCUGGGUGAAAAUUUUAUCCUGAAUUUAAUUUUGACCUAGUUGUAACAAAUAUACAGUCAAGAGGUGUUUAUUUACUAAGUCACACAGGCAGCUCUGAAAAAAAAUCUGAGUGCUCCCAAGGAGCAAGGAGUGGAAACUAUGAUCUUCUGGUUACUAGACCAUGCUCGAUAAGGCCAUUAAACUAGGUUCUCCCACAAGUCUUCUUUACUCUGUGGCAGGAUUUGCUUAUUGUAGUGUGGUUGUUUUUCAGGCUAAUGUUAUGCCGCACCCUCCUCUGAGAUCUCGCCCAACAAGUGCUGGUGCUACCAGGACUCGACCCAGCUCUGCUGGCAGAGAAAGGAUACCUGGUCCUCCUGUUGCUAGAGGUAACUAUCAUCAUUAUUAUCAUCCAGCCUUUUCAGUUGGGAUGCUGUGAAUAAUGAUCUUAUUCCAUGCAUUCCCCUCUGACAUCGUGCUCGCAAGGUCUUCCCUGUUAAUUCCGGAAUUUCUUAAGAUCAUAUUGGUGAAUGAACACAGCCACUUAAUUGGUUUCUGUAGAAGAAGGGAUUGAAUAAUUGCCCCCUGCUAAAACUAUAAUAUACAAUAUUAUAUGAUAGUGCAAAAUACAGGAGGAAGGAGUAACUAAGAAAAUGUUUAAGUGAAGUUGGGCAGCCAAAGAAGAAUAUUACAUUUCCGUUAGCAAGAAGUUUAAGGAGAUUAGUCCAAAAGUAAGAAAGGAGAGGAAAUAGGGUUUUCAGGAGUCGAAUGUUCACCAAAAACGGUACACUGCCCUGUAUACUAUUUAGGAAUAGACUAAUCAAUUUAGUCAUUUUUGAUUGAAAAUGAAUUUCUGAAUAUGACUGGACUAGUCUGGCCAGUCUGCAGUUCUGCUAGAGUUAAAGUUACAAAGAUUUGUUUAUUUUGGUUGCUUAUUUGCUUUAUUUGCAAUGGGUUUUCAUGGUUUUAUUUAAGAUCAUUUUUAAAAUGAAAUCCUUGCAGCAAUUUUUUGGUAGCUUUUACUACACUGACUUAACCAUAUGAAUGUGAGAAUUUUAACAAAAAGACAUAGCAUGGAAUAAGGACAAUUACCUGUAUGCAGUAGUAGUAGUAGUGGUAGUAGUAGUCCCCAGAGAUUGAAAUCAAACUUCUUAUGUUUCUUUAAAAUUGCAUGCCAACAUUAAGGGCACUGCAAAAUCUCUGUGUUACUUUCCUCUAAAGUAUUCAUAGGUGGGAGAGGACUGGGGUUAGGUUAGGGAGCCCAAAAGGAUAGGUAGCACGAGGGAUAUUAGUCAGGGGGGUAGGGAGCCCAGAAGGAUAGACUGCAGGAGGGAUAUGAGUGGGGGGAGUUCUAAAAGUGCUGGAAGUCAGAGCUUGCGUGUAAUAUUUUGCAAUUGAAAAAAGUCUAAAGGGAGGAAACCCCGGGGAUGGUACUCCCUUUUAGAAGCCAUAUAGAUAUGUACUGCCUCAAAGGGUAGGGUUAUUGGGCCGUUUCAGUCUCAACUAAAAAAGGGUAUAGACUUUGCACAUUUUGGUCUGGAACCAGGAAUGGUUUUCAAGGGAACUACGGGAGUGUAUAAACGUAUUUGUCAUUUUAAUUCCAAAUGAACAAGAAAGCAGGAUAACACGCUAAUUUAAAAUGGAUUUUAAACAAAUGUAAGUAAUUUUAGGUCUGAAAACAGGUGUGGAUAAUGAAAGUUUUUGUCUGAAAUAAGAUCAGGAUUUUUAGAACCGGGUGGCACAUCCCCACCAAGAUUUCCCAGAAAUACCCAACUGGGGGAGGAAGGCAAGAAAAAAGGGGCAGGGCCCAGUAAUGCAAGGUAUGGGAGGUAGGAAGUUUAGCACCCCCUCCUGUCCCCCCUGAUAAUAAUGCUGAGACUUUCAUGUCAAUUGUCUCCUGAAUUUACAGGUGGAUGGAUUAAUGGUCCAGUGCAGACAACAGGGGAGCAAAGCAUUCAAGAUCUGGUAAGCUUCUUUGAGCUACAGUGAAAUUUGUUGUCUCAAAACCGUCUAGGGGGGUUGAUGGUAUGUAAGCUGGGGAGCCAAGCUCGGCGGGGUGUGCUCCUUAUGAUGUCCUAUACAGGGAGGCUCCGUGUGAAAGGGGUAUCUUUUUCAGCCAUCAGGUAUAUGAAAGGGUAGGGAUUUCACUCGUUGAUGUGUAUUAAAGGGUAGAGAAAUCUGUCAUUUGGGUCUGUAAAAGGGCCCAAAAGAUCUAACAGAUGAAUUUUAUGUCUUUAUAAAGUCGACAAAACGUUCUGUUGGGGAUGCAAACUUCUAAACAAAAUUUGUGAAAGGGGUACCAUUUGUCAAUAGGGUGUAUACGAAAGGGGUACCUUUUUCGUGAAAAAUGGUAUAUAAAACGCAAGGUGUUUGACCUCGAAGUGGAGCCUCCCCGUAUAAACACUUGUUCAGUACACCCUCCCCCCCCGGAAGCAAAGUCCUUGUGUAGAGCUAUGAGGUAUUUGGAAUGGUUUUUGGGGAGGGCACGGAUGCUAUAGAAAUAUCAUGUUACCUAGUAGGCUUAUUAAUCGUUUAAAAUUGUCUCACAAAAAUCUUUGUCAUUGAUUGCUUUGUUUCAACUGCACACUGCUGGUCAGGUGAUGGUGUCAAGUAAGGACCAAAAUAAUGUUAGUAAUGUAUUUUGUAAUUGCUUCAGCUUGGUGCAUCAUGGAAGCCACAAUGCAUACUGAAUAUUUUUCAGGACAAAGGCUUAGCACGGACCCUUUUUUGACCUUGAAAUUUAUCCUUUUUUACAUCGUAUACGGUUCUCAAUUUUAGUGUAAAAAAUUGAAUCAAUUUUGUCGGCUUACUUUUCCGACUAAAUACCCUCAGAAAUUGUUGUGUCAAAACUUUCCAAAUCUUAUCCUUAUCUUGCCUAUCUUGUGUCACAGUUUGUUUUGUUUUUGUUUUUAUUUUAUUUUCUCCAGGAGGAGCGUCUGUUACGCAUGGGUGAUGAACUGAGCCGACUAGCUUCAUACGAAGCAGAGUGUCAUCGUAAAGAUGGCGUCAUUGCAGCUCUGAGAGAUGAGGUUGUAGAUCUGAAAGGAGCUCUGCAGUCGAGUGGCAGUUUCAGGUACAUUUGCUCUUGUUAGUGUCCACUUAAGAUAGUGGUUAGCUUGUUCCAGGCUCCGAGAUGGCCGGGUCCGUGAGAAAACGCGAAUGCGAAAUUUAAACGGGAGGUAACCUCCUUUUUCCAGAUUAUGCGCUCAUAUUUUCGCGCGCCUUUCACUUACGCGUCAUCCCUGCCAUCUGAUAAUGUAGUGAUCUGAGAGCCUGGGACAGGCGAGACAGUGAGUGAUCCGCCUUCAUAAUGAAGGUUUUCCUUUAAUGAAAAACAAGCUCGUUUGCAGUUUUUAAUAAAGAUUUUAUUGCAAUUUGUUCUGAAUAACCUUUACAAAUAUGUUGAAAACGUACAUCAGAAACAAUGGUCGUGUUAUCUUGUCCGGUUGAAAGUGGUUCUUUGCAGUCAAUAAAGUAACUAACAACUGGUACAACUUGGCAAUGAAAAAGACCAAAAACAGCUAACGUUGCUUUUGUCGAAUUGGUAUCCGCAUUUGACAUGAAGCGACGCAUACCUUAACGGCACAUCUUUUGUUUCUAAUUCUGGUGUGUUGUUCUAGUCAACAAUAAAGUGACUGGUUUUGAACAAAAUACAAAUUGCCUUUUGGAGUCCAUUUUUAAACAUGCUUUACUUAUAUUGAAACGCGGUUUCUAUUCUAACAGGAGACACUAUUCCUACCACACUGACUACUGCCUGUGUACGGUCGGUCGCUAGAUUCCAGAAUUAUUCUCUUUUGAUUUGAGCCAUGAUUCGGCAAAAAAUGGUUAAUUCUGAGGUCACUAACAAAGCAACAUGAAACUUGUCAGUCCUGAAAUUGCAUGUAGAAAUGCUGCAAGGGACUCUUUAAUGAAAAUGAAUCGGGUAAUUGCUGUCUCGCUUAGGGUUGGAAAUUGCAGAUUUUCAGCUUUCACGUAAGGUGCGAAAGAAGGAAAGAAUGACAUUUAAUAUUCAUUCUUGUAAAGGUGUCGCUCAGGUUGGUGAGCAAAGAAACUCCUGCAUACAAAAUCUAAAACUCCGUCAGACUGUGUUGGAUCGAGUAUGGUCUUCUUUAGGGAUCCAACAAUGCAUAAGCCAUUUUAAAGGAGCUGUACCACAAAAUUUAUGAAAAUUCAAACAGUAAGAAAUGCCACCAAAGUAGAAGAUACAAGUAACAAGGCAAAUGUAAAAGAAGGCUCGGAUGGACAAAGUUUAAGAAGAUUGAAACGGAUUGCAAUUCUGGGUUUUUAAAACUAAUUAGCCUGACAGUUAUUUAAAGUUGUUUGCAACGUUUGAUAUAAUGCUUAGAAGGCAUAAUGUUUGACAAGAAAUUGUAAGUUUGUCAUUUACAAGUGAUUUCUUUGCUAAAGUUAAGUUUCGUAGCGCAUUAACACAAUGAACUAGAGCCUCCUCUCCUACAAAACCCAGUGAAAAAAAAAACAAAACAACAACUCGUCAGGUUUAUCAAACUUUUUGGUACGUUUGUAGCCGCCCACGGCUUACUGCACGACAACAACGUGGCAUUCUCUAAUGCAACGUUUUAUGGGGUGUUAACCCGUAAGCUGAACAUUCGUUAAGGAAUUCUACUCUUGGUAAAGUCACCUGCAUUUGACAUAUUGAACAAUUUGGAAAAAUCCGAUGACAAUUCGAUGUUUGAAAGGAUGCGAAAUUCGUCUUAUUGGUAACUCUUUGCUACUGUCGCCUUUGUGAUUGCUAAGCGAUUGCAAAGCCGCUUGUGGUCACUUUAAAGGAUCAAAAUGCUGUUUGAAAGCAUUUCACGACCAUUAUGUGAUGCUUUGUAUUUUUACUAUUAUCAGAGCUGGAGGAGAGGAUUCAGCGUUUUCUAAUGCAAGCAUAAUUCAUCAGCUUCGUGAGCAAGUAUCGCAGUUGCAAGUGAUUGUACAAGAGAAGGAAGAAAACGAGAAGGCAGCAGCGCAGAAACUAGCGAUGUACCAGAAUCAACUGCACGCCAAAAACAAUGAAGUUGCUACUUUAAAGGACCAAUUGCAGGCACAG